Messenger RNA from Carassius gibelio (silver crucian carp), 5315 nucleotides. RefSeq names its product palmitoyltransferase ZDHHC5-B. The record is from RefSeq and is a predicted model, not a curated record. Bases 1510 to 3411 code for a protein of 633 amino acids. The transcript is spliced from 13 exons. Lineage: Eukaryota; Metazoa; Chordata; Actinopteri; Cypriniformes; Cyprinidae. Gene Ontology annotation, biological process: protein palmitoylation. Gene Ontology annotation, molecular function: palmitoyltransferase activity.
AUUAUUUUGGCACGCUAUAUAUUGUGUAGACAAGAAUCUAUUCCGGAUCUUUUUCUGCAUGUCUUAUACCGGUGUCCUGAAACGAUGCUGCGGUCGAAUAACAUGAUGAUGAUGCCUCGUUAAGGGUUUAUUUUUGGCUUAUCAGACUCUGCAUCGGAUAAACGACUUGGGGAGUUUUCAGCCCCGGGCGUACACAGAUCAAAAGCCGUUUCCCAGGCCGUGGAAAGACAUGGAGAUUAAGGGAGAGAGAGGAUAGAGAGAGCUGAAUCUCCUCUCCCAUCAGAUAAUACCGCUGCCCCGGGCCGGGAUGCAGAAAACACACCGAGUUUCAAAAUCGCAGGAUGUGUGAAUAAACGCCAGCCAUUUAAAGCACGUAAACAUUCGGGAUAACCGAUACUGAAUACUGAUCAGGCCUGUUAAGGAAUCAGAACAGAGGAGGGCGGCAUUUUAGACGCGUCAAUCUCAUCCUUGUGAGGAAGAAAGGCCUCAUGGGACGCUAUGCAGGGUUAAAAUGUUUUUGCACACUCAUGAGUUACCACAACCAGAAGUUUUCAACCACGGACACAAACAGAUCGUGUGCAGUUGUGAUGGUGGACACGUACUCUGGCAUGGGCGUACAUUUUUCACACAUGGACGUCUGAAACACAAGUUAUCAUGUGGAUAUCUGCACUUGCAAGAUUCAUGUGACUUUGUGAACCGUGUUUUUCUGCCAGUUUGUCUCUCAUCAAAGUGUGAGCGUAGAUCACCUCAGAGUGGAGAAUGAGCUCUCAUUUAGGACACAAGGACAUCAAGAGCUCCGUUUCAUAUUUUGUACUCGUAAUUACGAUCUUUUCUUAGACUGAAUGUUCCGGAGGGAAUCCAGACUCCACUGAGACUGUAGAAAGAGAGUCGUAUAGUUUGUCUUGUAGUUUUUUUUUUUUUUUUCUCCUUAUACUUUUUUUUCACCUCCCAUCAAAACAGAUUUUUUUUUCUUUUUCUUUCUGUAGUCUGACGUCAUGCUCGCAUGCACUCAUCUGCUGUGAUGCUUUGAGAGAUUGGAGACCGGUCUCUGAGCGAGUACUGUGUGACUGCCUCAACUCAAGUUGCUGCUUCCUUUGAGUUCUUUCUGAUCUAACAUGGGGCUUCCCGGAGAUUUGCACUAAAAGAGCUUUGCUGGCACUUGAUUUUCCUUUUUAUUGACCAAAUCUUGUUACAUUCAAGCCAUAUGAACUUAUUUUUAAUCAAACUAGAGAUAUUUUUGUAUUACAGUAAAGUCAUAGAAUCGCGUAUUAUGUGUAUCUAUUUAGUCAUAUAUUUUUUAUGUAUCAGCACAGACGUAUACAAAAAGACAUCUGCACUAUUGUAUGUUAACGUUUGUUUUUUGGAAAGAAUUGCACCUUGAUUUAUGAGAACAUAAUCUGUUUCACUAAAUCCAUGGCUACACACCAUCCUCACUCAGGUGGGAGACGACUUUCCUUCGCUCUCUGACGCCUCCCCCUGGUCCCCAGUUUUUUUUUUUGACGCCUCCAAAUGCCUGUGGGUCUCAGUGUGGACGGGGCUCUGGGAUACCCCUCCCCAUCCCGCCCGUUCCGCCCCAGUCACUAUGUGCCUGUGUCCGCAGCAACCGCCUUCCUUGUGGGGGCCUCGACGCUGUUUCUUUGUUUCACAUGUCCGUGGCUGGCAGAGCGGUUCUCCUCCUCCAUUCCGCUCUAUAAUGUUGUGGUCUUCCUCUUCACACUGGCCAAUUUCUGUAUGGCCACAUUCAUGGACCCCGGUAUCUUUCCUAGAGCUGAAGAAGAUGAGGACAAAGAGGAUGAUUUCCGGGCUCCGCUUUAUAAGACGGUGGAGGUGAGGGGCAUUCAGGUGCGGAUGAAGUGGUGCUCUACAUGUCGCUUUUACAGACCACCGCGCUGUUCACACUGCUCCGUGUGUGACAACUGUGUGGAGGAGUUUGACCACCACUGCCCAUGGGUGAAUAACUGCAUUGGCAGAAGGAAUUAUCGUUAUUUCUUUCUGUUCCUGCUCUCGCUCACUACUCACAUUAUGAAUGUGUUUGGCUUCAGUCUGCUGUACAUCCUCCAUCACACUAAACAUCUGGACCAGGUGGACUCUGGAGUCACUAUGGCGGUGAUGUGUGUGUCUGGUCUGUUUUUCGUCCCGGUUGCGGGACUCACUGGGUUCCACAUUGUGCUUGUUGCCAGAGGGAGAACAACCAACGAACAGGUCACUGGGAAGUUCAGGGGUGGCGUUAACCCCUUCACACACGGGUGCUUAAAAAACAUUGCACACGUGCUGUGUGGUUCACAGGCUCCCAGGUAUCUUGGUCGCUUGCGAAAGCCUCAUUCUGUUGAGGUCCAGCCACCAUUCCUGCGGCCCCCUCUGUCAGAAGCCCAACUAGAAGCUAAAGCUGUGGAUAAUGGCAUCCAACAGUCUAAAAGUAGUUUGGAGAUAAUGGAGAGUCAGUCCACUGAUGCUGAUCCCCCUCCACCACCUAAACCAGAGCACAGAUACCCUGGGAUGCCUCACACACAAAAUGAAGCUUUCUUCCAAUCAGAGUGCAGCUUGCUGACCGAGGCUCCACCCACACCUUCAUUGUAUAAAUACAGGCCGGCCUACAGCAGUCCAGGAAAAAACCACACGGCCUCAACACAUUCCAGCAAGAUGAGUCGAGGGAACAGUAUGACCGAGUCUCCCUCUGUCCCCGUCACCACUGGGCAGCCCAGCUACCGCUCAGACCCCAGUUUGUCAAGCCGAGGGGGUGCAGGGUGCCGUGGGGGAGGGGAGGGAGGUAAAGCAGGCUCGGGGGGCCUGGGUGGGGCCUCUACAUUCGGUGGGCGAUCCUACCCAUCUUUUACCGACACCCUACUCCAAUCAGCAGCAGCCUCUUGCUCCUCAAGUCUUCGCUCCGCCCAUACAGCCCACAAUGCCCUCGGGCCUCUCAUCUCUGAGGGUACGACCUCCACUAGCUACAAGAGUUUAGCCAAUCAGACACGCAACGGCAGCUUGUCAUACGAAAGUCUGCUGACACACUCCGAAAGCCCGGAGUUUGAGUCUGCUGCUCACGAGUUGUCCCCGCCCAGACCACACCCUCCGCACUCUCUUAGCACAGCAGCGGGGGCCCCGCCUAUUUCAGGGUACACGUCCCCUUUCCUGUCAGCUCAGCAGAGGGAGGGCUCUCUCCAGGCCUGCCCUGCCCCCCUAAGACCCUCCCCCAACAGAGCUUUCCUGCGCCCAACAAGCUCACCCCCUUCUCGGGCUCCGCCCCUUUCUCCUCGGGCUCGCUCAUUGGGCUCCCCUCCUCCUGGGCCCGCCCCUGGCCAUACACCUUUGGGCAAAUCAUUGUCCUAUGCAGGUGGCGCCGAAUUACAGCACCGCCCCUCUAGCUCAGGGGGCGGGACUCCGAUGCAGAAGAUGACUCUGUCUCUGUGCUAAGCUCGACUAUUAAACAAAAUGUGGCCAAUCAUAACACCCCCUCACACAAACCUGUAGGAGGGGUGAAGAAAGUGACUGGUGUUGGAGGAACGACCUAUGGGAUUUCAGUGUGACUGACAAAAGAGAAUCAGGAUUCAUUCUGCAGUUUUUGCCCUUUUGAGCUUCAGCCAGACGGAUGUAAAGCUGCUCAACCAAACAUGCAAAAAAGACUACAAGAAGAAAUCGUGUUUCCCAGUCAAGCUUCAUCAGUCACUAUGAAGGACGUACACUGAGAACAUGGACCAGUGAAGACAAAUCUUCUUUUAUCCGUUUUCUGAAUAUCGAUAUGGUACACAAAUCCCUAAGACUUUCUUAGUUAUUUAAAGAAUCAUUUGGUACUUCAAUGUAUUCCCUUCCGAUUUUUAUGCAUGACUGUCCAAUGAUCAAUGACCAUUCAGCCUUAGCAGGCGGGACCAUGUGAGACACACUGAUGCCUCGUUCAGAAUAACGUCAACAGAAACCACAAGCCUCUCAGCUGUCAGCCAAUAAGUAUUUGAAAAUAUGACUACAUGAAUCACUGUUCAGUCUUGCAUAUUCCAUAGCACGCUUUUUCAAACCCCUAAAGAGACCGUUCAACAAAAAUGAAAAUUCUGUCAUCGUUUUCCAAACCCAUAUUACUGACUAGAUUUUUUAAUGAAUGUUAAUGCUGCUCUUUUACAGACAAUUGUGUCCACAUACUUUCCUGCUCCAAAAAAAGGCCAUAAAUCUGGUCAAUAGAACUUCGAAAGUCUUCUAAAACAGUGGUUCUCAACCACUUUGGGGAAACAUGACUUAAAAUGGUUUAAAAUAAGAAAAUAAAAUGUUGUAAAGUCAUAUGACAGCUGAUAGAUGCAAAAUGCAACAGUUGUUGUGACAAGUUUGAAAACGUUCAUGUGUGCUGCUGAUCACAUAACUUUCAUUUUUGGGUGAACGUUUUCUUCUUUUUUGCUAUUAUUAUUUUAUACAGGUACAGAUAUAUAAGUAUUAAGUUUGAUAAAGAAGAUAAUAUUAAGAUGCAGGCAUAUAUGAUGUUUGUUUUAGGUUGGAUAGUGUUUGUCAGAUUUAUAUGGCUGCAUCAGCCAGAUGAAGUUGUCAGCCAAAGAAACUCGGUCUGUUUGACAGAUAGCACACUCGUCAAGUAGGAGUGAAUGUGUCUAAAGACACAAGUUACUAGAGCACAAAAUAUUAAGCGAAAGAUUAUUUACAUUAAGUACUGAAUAUAUUGUAUGCAAAUUGUAACAAUGUGUCGGCGUGUCCACCAAUCAAGAGCCACACCCUCUUGACAAAUGGUCAGCCAAUCACAAGAGAGUUUAUUUAUUUAGCCAGUGCAAGUACAUGCUGGAUUCACCAUCAUAUAGAUGGGGACAUCGAUUUUAAAAAUUGUCUUUUGUUUUAACUUUUUUUUUUUUUUUUUUACUGGACAUUGGUUCAAAUAAACAGCCAGAGUACAGUGAUUGUCUCCUCAUAGAUAUAUAAGUUUGAUUGUAUUUUUCAAUGUGAGAGAAUGAGUAUGAAAUUUUAUUUGAACUUACCUGACUUUUGUACAAGAGCACAUUCCAACUAUCCGCUUGUUUCAGAUCAGAGGUCGGUCACGUCUUUUGUCUGCUUUUUGAGAUCUGAGGACCGGUCAGUGUAAGAUAAACGUUUUUUUUAUUAUUUUAUUUUAUAUCUUUCAUCAUUUCCACCAUGGCCUUAUGAUGCCUUUUAACUGUUUUCAAGGGUGUUUCAGUCUGCAUAGUUGCUCCUAGAGAUGACAGAUAGAGGAUUGUUGUGUUGGGUAAGAAUGCAGACUCGUUUAACCCUUCUGUAUUCCUUUAAUGCCGCUGACUCUGAGUCACAUGAGCAACACGUUUUCAACAGAACAAUAAACAACAGAAUGAACAUGA